AUGGCCAAGACACAGUACCCGCUGCUAUACCUGAUUUUAAUCAUCUGUAUCUACGCAGUGGUUGCCGAUAAAGAAAUCAACGCUACAGCAAAGACAAUCGUGAUUACGAUCCUUAUAUUAUUUUUUCCGUCGGUCGAUAUAUAUCUGUAUUCGCGCCGAAGGAGAGGGAUCCCGGACGAUUUCAGAUAUAAUUCCAGUGAUGAAGAGGAUAUUGAGGAGGAGGAUGACGAAGACGAGGACGAACAGAUCGAAGAAUCUGAGCAGCCAGGCGCAAAUGAGAAAACACAGAGUCUACAAAACGGCGCGGAAGUGGCGAGCUGA
This is a messenger RNA of Myxozyma melibiosi, 321 nucleotides long. RefSeq lists its product as uncharacterized. The transcript has a single exon. Lineage: Eukaryota; Fungi; Ascomycota; Lipomycetes; Lipomycetales; Lipomycetaceae. The record is from RefSeq and is a predicted model, not a curated record. The coding region runs from base 1 to 321 and encodes 106 amino acids.